Messenger RNA from Nematolebias whitei (Rio pearlfish), 1260 nucleotides. RefSeq names its product synuclein, beta (gene sncb). Gene Ontology annotation, cellular component: axon terminus; neuronal cell body; cytoplasm. Gene Ontology annotation, biological process: synapse organization; synaptic vesicle endocytosis; chemical synaptic transmission. NCBI's taxonomy places the organism in Eukaryota, Metazoa, Chordata, Actinopteri, Cyprinodontiformes, Rivulidae. The record is from RefSeq and is a predicted model, not a curated record. Gene Ontology annotation, molecular function: cuprous ion binding.
AGGGGGGGAGCGUGUGUGAGGAAGAGGAAGAGGAGGAGGAGGGAUACGUGAUAUUCUCCGCCGCACCGUGAAGUGGGCCGUCCCUGUUCGUGGAGAUCUGCCCGAGGAAGGCCCACCUAUCCAGCUCAGCUGAACACUGCUCCGGUUCAGACCGUGUAGUUCGAGUCGAGCGCGCAGGAAGAACCGUCGGGGACCAGUCGGAGGCUGUUAGGACACAGGAGCUUUGGCCAAGAUGGAUGUGUUCAUGAAGGGGUUGUCUAAAGCUAAGGAGGGCAUGGCUGUGGCUGCAGAGAAGACCAAGGAAGGAGUUGCAGUUGCAGCUGAAAAGACCAAGGAAGGAGUCAUGUUUGUAGCCUGAAGAGUAUGGGCAGGAGGCCAUGGAGGGCCAGGGAGAAGGGAUGUUGGAGCCAGAAGGGGAGACAUAUGAUGAGUCCCAGCAGGAGAGCCAGGACUACGAGCCAGAAGCAUAAACGCAUCGGUCCGAGCCACCAUCCAACCAGCAGCACAAUAAUAUUUCUAAUAAUAAUAAAAGGACAAAUGCUGAAACUAUUCCAAUUAUAUUCCUGUUGCAAAAAAAAAAAAAAAGUAAAAAAAACGACAAAAAAGACAAGCAUUCCCACUGAAAAUGUUCUUCCUUCAAGACAAAUCUUUUAUGAUUAUAUAUUGUAAAUGUCAUGUUAUUAAUGUAAUGUGUUGGGUGUAGGUAUUUAUUGAGCUGUAGGAUUCUGUCCUCUCAGUCUCAUUUCCUUGAUUCCCUCCCAACGAAAUGAGACCGGAGUCAGAGCUCGUGACUUUGUAACGUGUAUCUGUAUUUAGAAAUGUGCAAUAGAUGUUCAUCUUCUUCCAAUGAGGCACUGGGAGUGAAAAAAACUGUUAAGUGUGACCAGUUGCAAGCAGAUAUGAAUACAUUAAUAUCCUCUUUAAGUGUCAACGAUGCCUGUUUGUGGUUCUUAUUUUUAUUUUAUUUUUUUAUUCUGCAUUUCUCUGGAGAUUUGGUAAGGGUUUUUUACAUCGUAUCUUUCUAGUUCUUCGUGAAGUCAUUCCACUAAAACUAUCUGUUAGGAACUGACAGAGUAUACAUGUUUGUGUGUGCGCGUGUUUGUGUGUGCUAAAGAUUUUAACGAGUCGAUAUAUUAUGUCUUGGGAACAUAACAGUUGUCAUAUUGAUAUGUGCUUUAAAUGGCAGAAUUUGUCAAUGUAAAGGUUUCUGUGUUAAGCCAGACUUUAUCCUCUGUAAAUAAAAGUAAAAAUAAAAAAAGA